Messenger RNA from Prosopis cineraria, 1546 nucleotides. RefSeq names its product F-box protein At1g67340-like. The transcript is spliced from 3 exons. Bases 73 to 1302 code for a protein of 409 amino acids. Lineage: Eukaryota; Viridiplantae; Streptophyta; Magnoliopsida; Fabales; Fabaceae. Gene Ontology annotation, molecular function: protein binding. The record is from RefSeq and is a predicted model, not a curated record.
UCCCACUUUGCUUUGUUCUCUCUUUAUCUCUCAGAGAGAGAUACAAACAGAGAAGAAGGCUCUCAAAGAGACAUGAGAACCCGGGGAGGGCUCUAUUAUCCUCGAGUCGUAACAACCAUUUGUUCCAAUGAAGCCGCCGCCGUCGGAAGGCUGUGUUCAGAUUUGAAAGUCGUUGCUAAGAGAGCGAAAGACAUGGACAUUGAUUCUAUUCUGAGCCGGAAAAGGCGAAAGAAAUCACCGGAAAAUACUUCCGGCGACCACUCUUUUUUUGAUUCCUUGCACGAUGACCUUAUCCUCGUUAUUCUCUCCAAACUUAGUUCCUCCGCCGAUUGCCCUUCCGACUUCAUCAAUGUCCUGAUCACGUGUAAGAGACUGAACGGACUAGGUAUCAGUUCUUCUGUAUUGUCCAAAGCUUCGCCAAAAGCCUUGGCCGUGACAGCCAAGAACUGGUGCGAAUCUGCUCAUCAUUUUCUGAAACUGUGCGUCGACGCCGGAAACGUCGAGGCCUGCUAUACUCUCGGAAUGAUUCGUUUCUACUGUUUGCAAAACCGAGGGAGCGGAGCCUCGCUGCUAGCCAAGGCGGCGAUUAACUCUCACGCGCCGGCGCUGUACUCCCUCGCCGUAAUACAGUUCAACGGCAGUGGCGGCACCAAAAAUGACAAGGACCUCAGAGCCGGCGUGGCUCUCUGCGCUCGAGCCGCCUUCCUCGGCCACAUCGACGCCCUGCGGGAGCUCGGCCACUGCUUACAAGACGGCUACGGCGUCCGGCAAAACAUCAUAGAGGGGCGGCGCUUCCUGGUCCAAGCCAACGCCCGGGAGCUGGCCGCCGUGCUCUCCUCGUCGGCUCCCCCUGGUAACCCCACGCGCUCUUGGCUUACGUGGAACCUCCACCAACACCAAGUCCCUCUUCAACACUCUCAUUCUCAGCUCCGGCAUCUAACCAGGUCGGGUUGCCCGCUUCUUAGUGAUUUUGGGUGCAACGUCCCAGCACCAGAGGCCCACCCAGCAAAUCGGUUCUUAACAGAAUGGUUUGCAACACGGGGCGGGUUUCCCGGUCCUGGUCUUCGUCUUUGUUCGCAUGUGGGGUGUGGCCGGCCCGAGACGCGGCGGCAUGAAUUUCGGAGGUGUUCGGUGUGUGGGACGGUGAACUAUUGCUCACGCGCGUGUCAGGCGCUUGAUUGGAAGUUCCGGCACAAGGUAGAGUGCACACCGGUAGAGAGAUGGGUGGAUGACGAGGGCGACGAGGCCGUUGAAGAGGCGGGGGGAGUUAACGGCGACGUUGAGAUGGCCGAAGAUAGCUAGAUUAUUUUUCUUAAACGGUAACGGCCACGUUAGAUGAAGCUAUUUUUGGUGAGAAAAAUUGUUAAAAAAAAAAAAAACAAGAGCCUGUGUGGCGGAGGUGACAGAACACCGACGCAUUGUGGUCAGAGUAGUUCGCCGGUGACGCGUGGACUAAUUCUCCACUCUGCUUCCCCAAUUCAUGUUGGUCAAUUUUUGAAAUUGUAAACAAAAAAAAAAAAAUCAAAAAUUAAAAAUUUCAUUAUCA